CUGCUUGGGGGCGGGGCAAGGGACCCUGAAUAGGCCUCUUGUCUCAGGGCUGGGUGUAGGCCAGGCUCCCCGGGCACACGGUGCCCUCCCCAGGCCUGGCUGGCCGCUGUGGCUUCCACCCUCAGUUGGCUGAGGACAGGCCCUGUGGGUGAGCAGACCCCUCCCUGGAGGGCCUCGGCUCCAGUCCCAGGACCUCCUUGGUCUCCUCUUUACCUAGGUGGCAGUAGAGGCAGGUAGGUAGAAGGACCACAUCUAGUGGGGAACGGGAGGAAAGCAGCAGCUCAGCCCUAGAAGGACGCUGGGAAGGUGCAGAAGAGGCCCAGACAGGAGGGAACUCAGGCAAAGCUGGACCCCUGGAGAUAGACCUGGGUUGUAAUCCCCGCUGUAUAGCUCCCUAGAUUUAUGACCUGGAACAGGUUUUUUUGGUUUUUCCAAGUCUCGGAUUCCUUAUCAGUAUGAUGACAUUGACAAUGAUACCUACCAUGAAAGGCUGUUGUGAGGAUUACAUGACCUGAUAUAUGGAAAAUGUCUAGCACAUAACAGACACUCAGUGAUGUUAGUUUCUCUUCCCUGAAUUUGGGGAAAGAAGAGCGAAGGGCAUAAGGGAUUGGCUUCCUGGAUCCUGAAAGGGCCUCGGGGGUUGGGGUCAAGGCCAGGGAGGCUCUCACAAUGGGCUAGAACUCUCCCUCACUCUAGGUUCUCAUCCACUUUUGACUCCUCUCCCUGUCCCAGGGAGGGGAGGAAAGGCCUAGGAUGAGUCGUUGGAGGAAGAUCUCCCCCGGAUUCCCUAUUUCUUUCUUCACUGCUGUGCUUGAAGCUCCUCAGUUCAUACAAGACCAUUUGGGUGGUAGCCACUGACCUGAAGUCUGUCCACCGCCUGAAUCAACUGCUGGCUCUGCCCCCUACUUUGGGGUCAUCAUAUCAGGAGAGAUGGCUGUGGUCGUGAAAUUCUUCCGAUGGGUUUGGCGAAAGGUUUCUUGCUGGAUUUUGUCUUGGAGAAAGAAAGCUAAGUUGUCCAUCCAGGAACACCCUGACUCCAUGAAAAAUGUGUUGAAAAGGAUGGAGAAGCCCCUGAAAAUGGCUGAGCCUUCCAAGAUGGUUGAGACCCCCAAAGAGAUCAAGCCCCCCAAAGAGGCUAAGCCCCUCGAGGAGGCUAAUCCCCCCAAGAUGGAUGAGUUCUUCAAGAUGGAAGAGUUCUCCAACAUGGAUGAAUCCCUCAGAGCGUCUGAGUCCUGUGUGUUGGCCGAGACGACAGAUGGAAUGGAGCUGGGCCAUACGGGCCGAUCCCUGUUGCGGCUGCCCCAGACGGCCAUCCAGUCUGUCUCCACGCUCAUGGUCUCAGCUCUGCAGAGUGGCUUGCACAUGUGCUCCUGGAAGUCAUCCGUGAGUUCUGCCUCAGUUACCUCCCAGCUAAGGACCGGGCCCCCUUUGGAGUUGCCGGAGGCUGAGAUGCUGCGAGAAGUGUACCUGGUGCUGUGGGCCAUUCGGAAACAACUGCGGCAGCUGGCCCGCAGGCAGGAGAGACGGCGACGGCGCCACAUCCGGGCCCACGCAAGCCCCCAACCUGACCCAGUUAAGGGCCUGAAACAGGAUGCCCGAAGUCCCCUCUAGGGGCCACCCCCAGAUCCUCAGAAAGCCCCCACCUCACUCUCAGGUGAGGUUGAUAGGAGGGGUCAGGGCAGCAGGCCAGGAGAUGUGGGUGAGGAGUUUUCAUGUCUCCUCUGAUUGGGAGCCCAGGGACAGGCCUGGGGUCCCACAUACUCCCCUUCAUUCCAUUUAUUCAAUUUGUAAAAAAUUAUAAAAAAUAUUGGGAAAUAAAUACCAGAUA
Molecule: messenger RNA, 1828 nt
Organism: Trichechus manatus latirostris (Florida manatee)
Lineage: Eukaryota; Metazoa; Chordata; Mammalia; Sirenia; Trichechidae
Gene: SPACDR
Product: sperm acrosome developmental regulator
Exons: 3
Coding region: 931-1611 (226 amino acids)
Source: RefSeq, a predicted model, not a curated record